UCCCGACGUCUCGUUAUCUCCAUUUGAUUACGACUUCCACCUGAUACGCAGUUCUCCUUUGUCAUUUGGUCUGCUCAUUCAACCGCACCUUAAGAUCUUGCAAUUUCCUCUGAAAAGUGGGUAAAAAAGUUGUAAAAACUUUUAAUUUCUCACUCCUUCCCGCAUUCACCAUUUGCCGAAUCUAAAGGGACCACAAAAUGGCGGCAACCCAUCUCGAUGUUGGCCUCAGGUGCAUUAAAUAUCUUCUGUGCGCUGUCAACUCGUUAUUUGUGUUGACAGGAGUAAUGAUAAUAUCCGUUGGAACGACAAUUUAUGCUCUUUACGAUGACUUCAAGGAUUUCCUCGAUCCGACAUAUUUUUCACCUGCAACACUUCUCAUUGUUGUUGGUGCAUUAGUUUUUUUAAUUGCAUUUUUCGGCUGCUGUGGAGCUGUCAAGGAGAGCACCUGUAUGGUUUUAGUAUUUGCAGUUUCACUCUCGAUAGUUCUCGUUCUGGAAGUAGCAGCAGCAAUUUCCGCUUACGCCCUGCAAGAUGGAAUAAAGAAUGCACUUGCAGACAGAAUAAAUGCAACGAUGUACAAAUACGGUAGCAAUGCUGACGCGACAUAUGCAAUUGAUUUCCUGCAGUCGAGGUUGAAGUGCUGUGGAAUUUAUGGAGAAGAAGAUUGGAGUAAUGUCGGACACACAACGAGCAAUGGAUAUCCGUUUCCAGAAUCUUGCUGUGCUUGGUCCAGAGUCAUUGAUAUUAGUCAGACAGAGUGUGGAAUUUAUCAGGAUGGAUGCAUUGGUAGAAUGGUGAUGAUUGUCGAGAGAAGUGCUCUCAAUCUGGGCACUGGGGCCAUUGCUAUUGCCUUAAUUCAGUUCACUGGGAUAAUGUUCGCCUGUACUUUGGGUCGUGCAAUUCGGCGUCAGAAAACCGAAAGAGAGAGAAGAAAGUGGCAAUUGCGUCAGAGUUUAGUGGAUGGUUACCAGCCCUUGGGUAAGAACGAUCCCCUCACGACUUUUCCUGUGGUCUACAUGCAGCCCUCAGAGCCCCUGAAGACUUCCCUAGUCAGUUAAUUAACAAAUCAUUUUGAAAUUAUUCCGUUACACUUGAAUACCUUCAAUUAUCUCGUUAAUUAUUAAUUUUAGAAGGAAAUACUUUGCUGUAACAUAAAUCGUUAAAAUUUUCCGUCUAAAGGUCUUGCCAUUUCUUUUCUUCUAGAUUAAAUUGUUUUCGAAAUAUUUGAAGAAUUUAAUUUUGCUAGAGAAAAACUCGGUUUUCCUCAAUAUUCGCAUUUCAUAA
This is a messenger RNA of Fopius arisanus, 1284 nucleotides long. Its product is annotated as CD63 antigen. The record is from RefSeq and is a predicted model, not a curated record. The coding region runs from base 198 to 1058 and encodes 286 amino acids. The transcript is spliced from 5 exons. Gene Ontology annotation, cellular component: plasma membrane. NCBI's taxonomy places the organism in Eukaryota, Metazoa, Arthropoda, Insecta, Hymenoptera, Braconidae.